UGACAAUCCAUCAUGAAGAUCUUUGCUCUUUUGGCUUUCGCUAUGGUUUUGAUGGCUUGCAUGGUGCAGGCUCAACCCGUUGCCGUGGUGGAGAAUUAUCCGGCAGGUUCUCUUCUGGACAUUCAGGAUGCCCACCAGCAGGUAGUGCAGCACAGUCGCCAAAAGCGAGCCACCUGCGAUCUGCUCUCCAAGUGGAACUGGAACCAUACCGCCUGUGCCGCCCACUGUGUCGCCAGGCGGUUCAAGGGGGGUUAUUGCAACGACAAGGCCGUCUGUGUUUGCCGAAAGUGAUUUCGUACCAGAACUGGUAAUUGACAAUUUUCCGAGAAACCAAGUAUGAAAAAGUCCUGUUCAACCAACAAUUAAAAGAAUAAAGUACCUUAAAUAAACUGAAUUUAAAAAAAUGUUUCCUUUAA
Molecule: messenger RNA, 416 nt
Organism: Drosophila ficusphila
Lineage: Eukaryota; Metazoa; Arthropoda; Insecta; Diptera; Drosophilidae
Product: defensin
Exons: 1
Coding region: 13-291 (92 amino acids)
Biological process (GO): defense response to bacterium; humoral immune response
Source: RefSeq, a predicted model, not a curated record